This is a messenger RNA of Lachancea sp. 'fantastica', 1038 nucleotides long. NCBI's taxonomy places the organism in Eukaryota, Fungi, Ascomycota, Saccharomycetes, Saccharomycetales, Saccharomycetaceae. The record is from the annotation of a GenBank genome assembly.
AUGUCCGAGCAACGCCAUCUCCUGCUUAUUCAUCCGGCGAUCACAGUGAGUCCUGAAAAACUCGAAAAAACGAAGCAAAACAGUGUUCUUUCGCAAUGCAGUGCUUUGGACCAGUUUUUGAUCAACAAACUGAAUGACGGAAGUCUGCAGCUACAAAAUGAUGUAUACAAAGUGGUAUAUUACUUGACCCCGGAGGAAAAAGAAGAGAUUCAGUUCCCAGUGAAACUUAUUCCAAUUUUGGCUCAAAGCUUGAAAGAAGGCGGGAAACUUUAUGGACUGAGUGAUGCCUACAAACUACAAGCGCUGAUAAAUGGGUUCGAAAUUGCGCAUGACGGGGAGAAGGGGGAGUACCAUUGGAUCAAAAAAUCUACUUCAUCAAGCACUACGGCGCCCGUGGCUUUAAAAUCGAACCAAUCAAAAAAAUUGGCAGGGAGCAGCAGCAAUGCAACUGGCUCUACGCCGGGCCUUAGGGCGCUGCCCUCUUUCAAAAAAGCCGCUACAAAGGCUUUACCUGUAUUCAAAAAACCAGAGUCUCCAAAAGCCGUAAAUGAACUCGAUGAAGACGACAAUGAGGACGAAGAAGAAGAGGAUGAGUUUGAUUUGGACUCAGAUGAGCUCACGGCUGCGAAAUCUAAAUUUUUCGAUAACGUCGAGGGCGACGAUUCCGCGGAAUCCAUCGACGAGGAUGAACUCGUGGAAGAAAACGAUAAAAACGUAAUUACAAUGGUAACGUGCGGAAAAUCCAAGACGAGAAGACGCAAAGCAUGCAAGGACUGCUCGUGUGGGCUCAAGGAACAAGAAGAGCAAGAGUUGGAUGCGGCUCGAGCGGCUCAGAAUAGUGUCUUAGGCACAGAGGUGAAGUUCGACGAACAAGAGUUGGCUGAAAUUGAUUUCACAAUUCAAGGCAAAAAGGUAGGUGGAUGCGGUUCUUGUGCUUUAGGUGACGCGUUUAGGUGUUCCGGAUGUCCAUAUCUAGGGUUGCCUGCCUUCAAGCCUGGCCAGCCCAUCAGUCUGGACACAAUUGCGGAUGACUUGUAA